AUGACUGAAAAUGAACAAGAAGUCGGAACAAACCAUAAUCACGUUUCGCCUCAUGCAUCUAAAAGCGUAGAAGAUAUCAACAAAGCAUACAAUUCUGAGCCAUGGUGGUACGAUGUUCGAGGUUUCUGUAUUCUUACGUUUGCAUAUCGAAGUACGCUGUGGCAUCAAUUGAAAUUCUUUGGUUCUCAUAUGGGAUCUCAUCAUUUAGAAGUUGCAUGUGGUACAGGAACGUUGUUGAAAAUGAUUCUCAAUUGGAGAACCCGAAAAGGAAUGCCCAGUCUUCAACAUGUGGUUGGCAUUGAUUACGCUGAGAACAUGUUGGAAGGAGCGAAACAUCGUUUUCGUUCAGGCAAUAAUGAUACUAGUAGUGGUAAUGACACCACGACUACUUUUGAGUUCUUACGUGUGGAUGCCGCUCACAUGCCCUUCCCUGAUGACCAUUUUGAAAGUGUGAAUAUUGCCAACUCCAUGCAUUGCUUACCAGAUUUUGAAGGGUCUUUGAAAGAAAUGGUUCGGGUGCUGAAACCAUACAGCUGCAGUCAAAAUUCAACCACUCACGAAUCGACGACGUCAGCAAUUGGAACGUUGACUGGAAAUGUUUUACUUGUGCCAACUGGAAUAUGGCCUUUCAAACAGAUUGCAGAGCGAAUCAAUCGAUGGGGUAUCGAAAAAGGAAUACUUGUGGCUGUGUACACAAAGGAAUUUGUUUUGGAAAAGUUGAUGCAACAAGGUUUGGAAAUUUUGCAUUUCCAAGUGCAUGGAAAUUGUUUAGACUUUGUGGCAAGAAAAAAAUGUCCAGUGAAUUAA
Messenger RNA from Naegleria lovaniensis, 807 nucleotides. RefSeq lists its product as uncharacterized. The record is from RefSeq and is a predicted model, not a curated record. The coding region runs from base 1 to 807 and encodes 268 amino acids. NCBI's taxonomy places the organism in Eukaryota, Heterolobosea, Eutetramitea, Acrasida, Naegleriidae. Gene Ontology annotation, molecular function: S-adenosylmethionine-dependent methyltransferase activity. The transcript has a single exon.